UAUUGUAUUUUUUUGAUAGUCUUGGAACCUAUUGAAUUUCGUUACAAAAUGUCCUUCCAUCAGCGAACAACUGAACAAUCUGUGGAAAAAUCACGUCAAAUUGAAGAAAAACUUCAGAAAACUCUUGAUAACAUUGAAAUAGCUUCAAAUAGAGAAGAUUUAGUAACUGAUUCUAUCCAAUUUAAACAAAAAUUAGACAUCGAAGUUUUAAAAUCAAGACUUGAGGAAAUGACUGAACAAUAUGACAGAGAGUAUGAAAAUCUAGAUGGACAAAUAUCGUAUAAGUCAAACGCAAUGGACGCUAUGCGAGAUCAAUAUAAAGAUUGUUUGGCAAAGUUAGAAUUCUACAAGUCAGAUAUUGGAAGAUUAAGGGAUUGGCAAGAAAUGUGGAAACUAAAGAAAAUCGACGAUGCUAAUGCUGAAUUACUGAAACUAUCAAAACAAAAGAAAAAGAAGGGUUCUAAGAAAGCCAAGAAGAAGAAAUAGAUAUUUAAUUUGGCAAUACUUUUUUAAAUAAAUUCAAUAUAUA
Messenger RNA from Episyrphus balteatus (marmalade hoverfly), 529 nucleotides. RefSeq lists its product as uncharacterized. Bases 49 to 486 code for a protein of 145 amino acids. NCBI's taxonomy places the organism in Eukaryota, Metazoa, Arthropoda, Insecta, Diptera, Syrphidae. The record is from RefSeq and is a predicted model, not a curated record. The transcript has 3 exons.